GAUUCUGUCAUUUUGUUUGCGAGAGAAGAGAGGAGAGGAGAGAAGAGAGGAGAGGGUGGCACAGAACAGCGAGAAGGGAGAUAUUAGAGAACAUGCCCACUGACAUACAUGUAGAAAUCAUGUUGACUCUACCGUAUGAAGAACCAGAUACGACGUUUGAGCCCCGGUUUGGCGCCAACUAUCCACGCGGGAGCUUACCAGACCUGGAGCGAGACCCGAUACACAGCCUGGACGUCAUGUCAAACCCGGAGAGAGAGGAGGAGGAGGAGGAGGAAGAGGAUGACGUCUCAGAAAGAGAGGAAGUGGAAGAAGAGAGAGAGGAUGACAACCAGCAGGAUGCAAACAUCCUCCACAGAAAGAGAGGACCGCGGAAAAAUAAGACUAAAGGAAGGCAGGAGAGGGUCAAGGUGCGGCGUCAUGAGGCGAAUGCCCGUGAGCGCAGCAGGAUGCACGGUCUGAAUGACGCGUUGGAGAGCCUCCGAAAGGUGGUACCCUGCUACUCCAAGACCCAGAAGCUUUCCAAGAUAGAGACUCUCCGCCUGGCUAAGAACUACAUCUGGGCCCUGUCGGAGACGCUGUCUGUGGGCAAGAAGCCGGACCUGCUGGGGUUCGUUCAAACUCUGUGUAAGGGCCUGUCCCAGCCCACGACCAACCUGGUGGCCGGCUGUCUGCAGCUCAACACCAGGUCCUUCCUCACAGACCACAACGGAGAGGUGACGUUCCCCGGUAGUAGGGCCCACUAUGACAACACGUACCCCUACCCCGGGGCAGAGCUGGGCACGCCCUCUGGACAAGGCUGCAGCACCCUGGACAGCGCCAAGCCCUCCUACCACAGCCGGCACUACAGCUACGGUGGCCAGUGUGAGCCAUACUACGACAACACGUCUCCUGAGGGAGGAAGGGAGGGACAGAUCAGCCCUCCUCUGAACUUUAACGGGAUAUUCUCUCUGAAACACGAUGAACCGGGGGAGUACGGGAAGAGCGGCCACUACGGGAUGAGGUACAGCUCGGCCUCCAUGUACCGGGUCUCGCCAGAGGGCCGGUUCCACUAUGACCUACACCUUCGGCCUGCCGGACAGAGCUACCAGGCUGGGACUCAGAGCCAGCAGGCAGAGCUACCAGGCUGGGACUCAGAGCCAGCAGGCAGAGCUACCAGGCAGAGCUACCAGGCUGGGACUCAGAGCCAGUAGACAGAGCUACCAGGCUGGGACUUAAAAUGCUAUUUAUUGAUUGAGUUUAUGUAUCUAUUCAUUUAUAGCCUAUUUAUUGAAUUAUUUAUUUAACUAUGUGUUUAUUUAUUGAUAUUAACAUAAAGUAGUUUGUAACAGGGAACAAUGUUGUGUAAAAAAUGUUUUUUAAAUUGGACCUAUAUCUAUAGCUGAUAAACAAUUAGGCUUCUGAAUCAUAUUAACUCAUAAUUAAGCUAAUAAAAUUAUGGGAAUUUGGAGAUGACCAGUGGUGUAGAUUAUCAAGGUAAAAAGCAGACACGAAUCGUCAUCUCAUCAGGGAAUUAUGUUUGAUUUGAUUUAUUUUCCUAUCGACUUUAAGAUUGGAUUAAAAUCAUUAUAUUAGCAAUAACGGUAGAAUAAACUAUGCGAAUGAAUGCAGCCCAAUGCAAUCUCAGAUUGAAAUCGCGGCCUUGCUAGAGCGAAGGACGUGAGGAGGCCUGCGAAAAUCUUCUAUAAAGAGACGCAAUGCCAGAAAUAUACAUACUAUAGGAAUAGAUUUGGGAGAUUCUGGAGAUAUAAAAAAAUUAAAAUACUGAUUUUGUCCCACAUAAGAAACGACUCUGUUCUGCUAUAGGACUUUAUGCUGACUGGGCGCGUGUUGGAUGAAGUGUUUAAAUUAGGCUCAUUCAUUAUGUCAUCAUGCCAAAGCCUCAAAGCGGGCAGGUAAUAUUAGCUGAAGUGUGUUCAAAUCAAAUUAACGGUUCAACUGUAUAAAAGUCAAAGGAAAAUGCAUUUGUAUUUAAAUCAGCGAAGUAGAAAAAGGUGAAAGUGAUGGAUUAAUGUAUAUAAAAAAAUAAUGAUCCAUUCGAUUACGAAUAGUCCUAUGUCCUUUUUUUGUCUGAAUAAUGUAUUUAAAAAAAAAAAGUAAAUUAAUAAUUUUGUGAAAAUGUUUCGAUGCAGUAUUGAGUGACUGUUGAUCUUCUGUCAUUCUGUAAAUUAUCAUCAAUAUUGAUCCUCACCUCCUUCGUCAUCAAUCACUAUUAUUAUCGUUUUGACUGAAGAGCAUCAUCAUAUUAUGAGCCAUGGUCCAUCAGAAUACAGUACACUCUGGAUAGAACCAAAAAGGGUUGUAUGCUAGCUUUAUAUAUGGCACCAUUCAGGUUCUAUAUAGAACCGAAAUUGGUUCUAUAUAGCCCAAAGCCCAUAAUGUGGUCCUCUGUAGCUCAGCUGGUAGAGCACGGCGCUUGUAACGCCAAGUGGGUUCGAUUCCCG
This is a messenger RNA of Coregonus clupeaformis (lake whitefish), 2441 nucleotides long. Its product is annotated as neurogenic differentiation factor 6-B. The transcript is spliced from 3 exons. Gene Ontology annotation, molecular function: protein dimerization activity. NCBI's taxonomy places the organism in Eukaryota, Metazoa, Chordata, Actinopteri, Salmoniformes, Salmonidae. The coding region runs from base 93 to 1190 and encodes 365 amino acids. The record is from RefSeq and is a predicted model, not a curated record.